Messenger RNA from Drosophila innubila, 3620 nucleotides. It is a transcript of the gene Nedd4, whose product is annotated as E3 ubiquitin-protein ligase Nedd-4. The record is from RefSeq and is a predicted model, not a curated record. Lineage: Eukaryota; Metazoa; Arthropoda; Insecta; Diptera; Drosophilidae. The transcript is spliced from 18 exons. The coding region runs from base 566 to 3346 and encodes 926 amino acids. Gene Ontology annotation, molecular function: protein binding; ubiquitin protein ligase activity; sodium channel inhibitor activity. Gene Ontology annotation, biological process: ubiquitin-dependent protein catabolic process; regulation of dendrite morphogenesis.
CAGUCAGUCAAACAGGCAGGCCAACCUUUUGCCGUUGUCGUUGUCGUUGUGGUCUGUCGUAUUUGUUGUCGUUGUCGUUGUCGUGAGCUAAGAAUCAACGUCGCAAUGUGAAAACAAGAUUCGCCAUCGCGCAUUACUGUGGUUCCCGUUCUCCGCGAUUUGGAUUCGUUAUGCUCUUUUGAGGUUUUCAUUAGUCAUACAGGCCAAAAAGUUUCACAUAUUUAUGUAUAUUUCCCUUUGAUGUGGCUUGCAGACCUAUAUAUAAUAAAAUGAAACUAAAAAUAAACAAACUGUAAAACCUCUUCUGAUUUGAACAUUCUCAGCAUAAAAGCGAAAAAGCAAUGAAAAUAGCAAAUAAAAGAACAUUAGUGCGCCAAAAAAGUUAAAAGCCAAUAAAUAAAUUUUGUUGGGCAUCUCGUUCAAUGCAGUUUAAACCAAAUCUCUGUUUGUUCAACGAAUAAUCCUCAAUACAUGUUUAUUGCAUUAUAGUUAAGAGGCGUGCAUUAAUUAACACAAACCGGGCAACAGAAAAUAAAGUAAACAAAAUACAUUGAUCAAUAUAAAAAUGGCUGAAUCAACAACAACAACUACUACUCCUGAAGAUGGUCAAAUUCAUGGCUACAACAAUAGUGAUAACGACACUGGCGAUUCGUGUCAUUUGCGCGUUGUUGUGCUUGGUGGCAAGUCCUUGGCCAAAAAGGAUAUAUUUGGCGCCAGUGAUCCAUAUGUCAGAAUCGAUUUGAAUACAAUCAACGGAGACAUAAAUAUUGACUCGGUUUUAACUAAAACUAAAAAGAAGACAUUGAAUCCAUCUUGGAACGAGGAGUUCAUAUUCAGAGUUAAACCGUCUGAGCAUAAGCUUGUUUUUCAAGUAUUUGACGAGAACCGUUUGACACGCGAUGACUUUCUGGGCAUGGUGGAGCUGACACUGGUGAAUCUACCCACGGAGCAGGAGGGACGCACGAUCGGAUCCCAGAGUUAUACGCUGCGUCCGCGCAGGUCAGUAGGCGCUAAAUCACGCAUCAAGGGUACACUGGAGAUAUACCAUGCCUUUAUACGCGAAACACGCGAACCAAGCGAACCGUCGAGCAACAACAGCGAUGGCGAAUGGGAGCAUGUGGAGGCUACAAAUGCGGGUGAAGUGUCCUCACAGCCGCAUCCCUUUCCUAGCGGUGGUAAUGAUGCCUUGCCUGCUGGCUGGGAGGAGCGACAGGAUGCAAAUGGACGCACAUAUUAUGUGAAUCACACAGCGCGUACAACGCAAUGGGAGAGGCCAACCAUCUUGACAAGCAACAACAGCCAAAACGUUGAUCAACUGGCCUCAGAUUUCCAAAGACGUUUUCACAUUAGUGUGGAUGAAACGGAACCAGGACGCGGGGCGGAUGUAGAGGACAAUAACAAUACAACUCCAACGACAGCAACAACACCAACAAUAAUCUCACGCAAUCAGUCACAAGCCUCAGUUAACACAACGAAUAACAACAACAGCAAUGAUGAUGGGGAUGAUGAUGGCCAAACUGAGGUACACCCAACACAAAUGGUGGAUCAUGCCAGUUUUGUUUACAAUUCACUGCGACAUCCCAAUGAUCGUAGAGAUCCAGAAAUCUCAGCCACCAGUUUGCAAAAUGAUUUGCGACCGGUGCAUGAAGCUCCCAGCGGUCUUGUUAAUAUGGCAAUCACAAAUCUCUUAACUCGACGCGCUGUUGAUCACAGUUUGGGCCGCCAUCAGUUGGACAACAGGCAGCAGCGACGACGCCAGAUACAGCAGUUAAAUAGACACUUGAGUGAAGACACCGAUCACACAGACAGCCACAAUCCCUCAGAGAUCUCAGCUCCGUCCACACGACGAAAUUCCGAGGAAGACAACGCGGCUGUGCCUACGGAUCAAACCGCAGUCAAUGAGGAGGAAGCAUUACCACCGCGCUGGUCCAUGCAGGUGGCGCCCAAUGGACGUACGUUCUUUAUCGAUCAUGAAGCACGCCGCACCACUUGGAUUGAUCCACGCAAUGGUCGCGCCAGUCCAAUGCCAAAUCAAACACGUCGCGUUGAGGAUGACCUGGGACCUCUGCCCGAGGGUUGGGAGGAACGCGUACACACGGAUGGUCGCGUGUUCUACAUAGAUCACAAUACGCGCACCACACAGUGGGAGGAUCCACGCUUGUCAAAUCCAAAUAUUGCCGGACAGGCGGUUCCAUAUUCGCGAGAUUACAAACAGAAAUAUGAGUAUUUCAAGAGUCAUAUUAGAAAGCCUACAAAUGUACCAAAUAAAUUUGAGAUACGUAUUCGCCGAACAUCGAUAUUGGAGGAUUCGUAUAGAAUUAUUAGUUCGGUGACUAAAACCGAUUUACUAAAGACUAAAUUAUGGGUAGAAUUUGAAGGAGAAACGGGCUUAGAUUAUGGUGGCCUUGCUAGGGAAUGGUUCUACUUGCUAUCCAAAGAAAUGUUUAAUCCAUAUUAUGGACUCUUUGAGUACUCAGCUAUGGAUAACUACACCUUGCAAAUUAACAAUGGCAGCGGUUUGUGUAACGAGGAACAUUUAAGUUACUUCAAAUUUAUUGGACGCAUUGCGGGCAUGGCUGUUUAUCAUGGCAAACUGUUGGAUGCAUUCUUUAUACGUCCCUUUUAUAAGAUGAUGCUACAAAAGCCAAUUGAUCUGAAGGAUAUGGAAUCUGUGGAUACGGAGUACUACAAUUCAUUGAUGUGGAUAAAGGAGAACGAUCCUCGCAUUCUGGAGUUGACAUUCUGCCUGGAUGAGGAUGUGUUUGGUCAGAAAAGUCAGCAUGAACUUAAGCCAGGUGGCGCGAACAUUGAUGUGACCAACGAAAACAAAGAUGAAUACAUUAAACUUGUCAUCGAGUGGCGUUUUGUGGCUCGUGUUAAGGAUCAAAUGACAGCCUUUCUGGAUGGUUUUGGUUCAAUAAUACCCUUGAAUUUGAUCAAAAUCUUUGACGAGCAUGAGCUGGAGCUGCUCAUGUGCGGCAUACAGAAUAUCGAUGUUAAGGAUUGGCGUGAGAACACAUUGUACAAGGGUGAUUACCAUAUGAAUCACAUCAUUAUCCAAUGGUUCUGGCGUGCGGUCCUUUCCUUCUCCAAUGAGAUGCGGUCGCGUCUGUUGCAGUUCGUAACAGGCACAUCACGCGUGCCCAUGAAUGGUUUCAAGGAGCUUUACGGCUCAAACGGUCCGCAAAUGUUUACAAUUGAAAAAUGGGGAACCCCCAACAAUUUCCCCCGUGCACAUACCUGCUUUAAUCGCUUGGACCUGCCACCCUAUGAGGGCUAUCUGCAGUUAAAGGACAAAUUGAUCAAGGCCAUUGAGGGCAGUCAAGGAUUUGCUGGCGUGGAUUAAUAACACUGGUCCUGUGUGCGACGGCGUUGGCAAUGUGGGUGACAGCACUAUGCUGUGGCAAACAGUUCAGCAGUUAUAUCAGGAGCAGCAACAACAUCAACAACAACGACGACACACAACAUCACAACAACAACGAGAUAGAGACCAUCAACUACAAUUACAACUGCUGCAACAACGAAACCGCAUUGCAAACACUUGGAACACCACCGCCAAUCACUCGUGUACUUAUUUGUUUGUCUGCUUUUGUAUUAUAAUCAUUUUUGCUAGUUUCGUA